AUGCAAGUCACCUUCGCCGUCUCAAAUUUGACGGGACGAGCGAAGACUUCGGCCUUGGGGCUCAAGCUUAACGACCCAAACGUGUUUGAGUCGUUUAAGAUCUUGAAGUCUCGGCUCAAAGAAACAUUUGAGCCGCCAAUAGCCAAGUUGAGAGCGCGAUCUGCACUCUUGAGGCUAAAGCAAGGUAAGCGUGACGUGCACGCUUACGCACAGCAACUGCGCUACCUUGCAAGUAGCGUUACGGAGAACCCUGUUGAUGAGCAUACGCUCAUCAACGUAUCCAUCUACGGCCUUGUGGAUGGGCCGGUGAAGACCUACAUGUUCCGAGAGGACUUCCAUACCCUGAAAAGGCUAUAG
Peronospora matthiolae is the source of this 357-nucleotide messenger RNA. NCBI's taxonomy places the organism in Eukaryota, Oomycota, Peronosporomycetes, Peronosporales, Peronosporaceae. The record is from the annotation of a GenBank genome assembly.